Molecule: messenger RNA, 4146 nt
Organism: Megalops cyprinoides (Indo-Pacific tarpon)
Lineage: Eukaryota; Metazoa; Chordata; Actinopteri; Elopiformes; Megalopidae
Gene: dynll1
Product: dynein, light chain, LC8-type 1
Exons: 3
Coding region: 104-373 (89 amino acids)
Biological process (GO): microtubule-based process; cilium assembly
Cellular component (GO): cytoplasmic dynein complex
Molecular function (GO): dynein light intermediate chain binding; dynein intermediate chain binding
Source: RefSeq, a predicted model, not a curated record
AAUUCAGAUUUGGGGUCCAGCUGGCCGGUUAACGUUAGCUGAAUUGAAGCAUAAAACAGGACUUAAAAACUGAUAUUCAGAAACACUACAAAAGACGGACACCAUGUCUGACAGGAAAGCAGUCAUCAAGAAUGCUGACAUGUCUGAGGAGAUGCAGCAGGAUGCUGUGGAGUGUGCCACCCAGGCCCUGGAGAAGUACAACAUCGAGAAGGACAUAGCUGCUUACAUCAAGAAGGAGUUUGACAAGAAGUACAAUCCCACUUGGCACUGCAUUGUGGGUAGAAAUUUUGGCAGCUAUGUGACCCAUGAGACCAAGCAUUUCAUCUACUUCUAUCUGGGUCAGGUGGCCAUUCUUCUGUUCAAGUCUGGGUGAAGAAAAUACAUGCAGCUGUUCAUCAAAUCAAGCCUUCAAAUUCAACUGACCAGUAAUAAGACUGACUCAGCAGAUGUCAUAAAUUUUGGUGCAGGGACCUGUAUGUUCUGUGCUGCUCUCCACUUUGUCCUCUUUGGUAGAAACGGUCAUGUAAAAACUUACUUGUAUUUAUUUUUGUUGAUUUUCUAUACAGCAGAUAUAACAUGUCACUCAUAAAAUUCUUGUUUUUUUAAAAAAAAUGUGGGUUUGCAUUUGAUUUCAUAUUGUGUGAAUUCUUUUGAAAUGGAAUGAUUUAUGCUGGGGUUGGUCCAUAGGAAACAUUGGGGUAAUAGGCAGAGGUGAAGAGUUUUGGCUCUUAGGAUUAGUGAGAAGAGUAAUUAUCAAGCUUUCUAAUGACCUUGCUGAAAUUGAGGAUAGAUUUAUCAUUAGGGGUCUUCAUGGGUGUUUUUUCUGGACAUUUAUGACUAAAAGACCGUUUAGUUUUGGUCCAGUAUGAAUAGCCGUGUCAGUAUUUUUAAGCAUUGUAUCAAUGGUCCAUUCAUUAGCACACCAAGGCAAUCUCUUGCAUGUUUGCUUGACUUGGCAUGAGCAUUUCCCUUUCUUUCCCAGGCAGAGUGAGGCAUCUCACAUUUCACGAAACCUAAGCCUUUGCUGAGUGCUCAGGUAGUUUAUAGGAGUCGUAAGAUCUCUGGAGAGCAGAGACUGUACAAAUAAAGUAGACCAUUGUCAUGGACACUGUCAUUUGCCUUUAGAAAUGUUUUGGCUCAUAAGGCAAAGUCCAGAAAUCUGAUUCUUCUCCGAAAGGUGUCACGGUAGGACACAGUUUGGUAUCAAUACUGGAUGGUUGGUCUACACUAUACACAAAGUGCAGUGAAUUACAGUUAAAAAUUAACAAACACUGUAGUAUCAUUCAAAAUGCCAGCCCUUAAGGUUGUGGACUGUGUUCAUCCAGUGAGUUUAGAUAAGACAUCACAGGAAUUGAUGGCUUUGCUUUGUAGUUUGUUGGUAAUUUGCAUUGCACCACAAUCCUGCUUUCUGAAGCACUCUAUCUUAAUGUGGUGUCAAUUUUAAAGUCGAUAGAUAAAAAUUAACCAUCAGCAUAUACUUGUGUGUAAUUACGUAAUCUUAUUUGUUUUCAAAGAGCUACUCAGUGAAAGCAAGUCUUUUUGCCUGUUUAAGGUAUAAGCUUACCUGGUUACUUUUAACCCAUGCAUUACUCUCAAUUUGUAUUCAAAUAUAUGUGAAUGUAGAUGUCAGCACAGACAAUCCAUGGAAACUGAAAUGCACGUUGACGCAGUAAAAACUCUUGCUUUUGGAUGUCAAAUUUUGGAUGUAGUAUUUUCAGCAAUUAUGUUUGGGUGCAUUCAUGUUACAUGGUCCAAUUAACUGGCAAAGCCUAAGAGAGAAACAGGCAAAUAUCUGAAGUUCUGUAUUAGUGUUUGAAAACAUGCUUGUGUGGGUAGACACCGUUGGAGAGGCUCAUGGAGGCAUGCAGGCGUACCUGCUAGCGAGGAAACCUCUUGAUGAAAGGCAGCAGCUGAGAAACCAUAGCUUUCUUGUCCUCCGUGUGCUGCUCUGUCAGCUGGUACUUCUGUAAGAGAGGAGACUUUUGCCUUAAGGGCCAAACAUCAAUGCCUUUUUGAGACAAGUAGCUUUGGAACUCUAGAAGGCAGAGCAUACAAAUACUCACUUAGGUUAAGUUUAAACUCAAAAUCGCUGCCAGUGCUUCAAGCUAGAUGCUCCUCCACCCACAGCCAGGAAAAAAUUUAAGAAGUUUCCACUGUUGAAACUGAAAGGGGUGAAACGUCAGCUGUUUUGCAGGGGCAAAGAUCUCUCCCCCUUGGUGCUGAGUCCUCCUUAGCUUCUUAAAGAAGAAGUCUAUCAGAGUAUUCAAAGUGUUCAUGGUAGCGAUAUAUACCUUGGUGCCUGUGGAAAUGGCAAACUUCUGGUAGCACUUGAUUAAUAGCCCAGGGACCUAGGAGGACUGAAAGACCGAUUGCACACAUCACACUGCAGCAAUGAGGGUAAGACAGAGCAUCUUACUGAAUGGAAACCAGCUCAAAUGUGAGCAGUAUUUUACUUUACACCUACAGCAAGUAUAAAGUACAGCCAAAUGUUUGUGCUUGCUCAGCCACACUACCUAAAAUUCAGUUUCUAGCCACCAACAGGUACUGGAAGGCAACUCUGUCAGGAAUAUCACUUUCUGAAAAAGGAAGUAUCAUUAACGCCCUCAGACUUCCUAAGCCUUCAGUUACACAGCUACACUGUUGAAAUCCUCACCUCAGACCUCUAAGAGAAUUAUCAAUCUAGCAGCAUUUUCAGUCCACAAACAGGGCAAAGUAUUCACAGGCACAAAUAAGGUAUUCUUCAUAUUUUUCUACAUGUGUGUUUGCAAACAGUCCUGCAACUUACGAUUUUUCCACACAAACUUUCUCUCGCACAGACACACACUUAAUUGGCACUAUUCCAAAUCGGUGUUACCAAAUGUUUUCUCUAUUUCAAGUAUCUUGUCACAUGGAGAACACAGGAUUUGGAUGUGUGAGCAAUUGUUUGUUAGAGAUACCGAUACUGAGUAGCCCACCUGUUUUUUGGAAAUGUGUAUGUUCUAGCCUAAGACUUAUGAGGUUGGUCAUAUGUGUCUGAGUAACCUUGCCUUUUUGUUCACUAAAUAAGAGUCAUAGAUAAUGUCUUUUAGUAGUGUAUAUUGUGUUAGAAUGAAACCAUGAAGAUAAACUUCAAACAGGCCAAACAAAUGCACUCAAAGAUGCAUAAAACCCACAAUGAAUUAAAUGAAUAAUGGACAAAGUAUUGAAAGUGACACUGGUGCAUUUGCAUUUCAGGAUAGAUCCUGUUCAGUUUUUAUAAUGGUAGUAAAUGGUACUGCAACCCAAUAAUACACUCCGCCAUAAAGGUAGUGGUGGGUACUGCACAUCUUCAAAUUAAGACAGCAAACCUUUCAUGUAUUGCUAUCCAUUACAAUGCAGCUAAGUGACUGCCACACUGAAAAUUUGAAUUUGGUCUGAAAGCAGUCAGAUGAACUGAAUCAUGAUAAGCCUAGUUAAAAGCAAAGCAAAACACAUAUUAGGCAUACUGUGGCCUUGCUAUCUCAUCCACAACAGCAAUGCCUGUAAUAUUGUAAAUUGCUUUGGCAGGAAAGAUACAGCAAAUAUGCAAAUGGACACAAUGAACUGAUAUAUCUGUAAGCUGAAUAUGGUGAUAUUUUGAUUAUCCUGACAGGACAGUCCAAGGGUAUUGGAGCAUUUGUAAUGAUGUAACAGGAAAAUUGAGACAAAGCAGAAGAUAAGAAACAAACUGAAAACGGUCCGGGUGCAGCCAUUUAUUCCAUAUGUGGCCAUAUGGAGUUGUAUCUGAAAGCUGUGUGUUAAAGUGAGGCUUAGAUGGUACAGAAGGCAGACCUCAGGGUUACUCUGGAUAUUUGAUACUCUGUAUGAAACCAAAAAAAGGGAAUAACUUGCAGUGCAGGUAUUGUUUAUAUGCACCAACUGACUAAUAUUUUAAACUGGGUCAGUUGAAACCAUUUUUGGCUAUUUUCAAAAUGGUAAAUGGCAUAAUCUGAUAAGCCUAAUUAGAUGUUUAUCAUUGCAGACAUGAAGGUAUGCUCAUACCAUUCUGUAAGCUACUACAGCAGCAUCCUGCAUCUCAAACAUUACAAUAUGUGAAUAUGUAUUUCCUAUUGUUGUUAUAAAACCAAGCUGUCUGUAUGAUGCAAUAGCUCAAUAUUCCAGUCAGUACAAUAUUCCUAAUCAGCUAUC